Molecule: messenger RNA, 597 nt
Organism: Parascedosporium putredinis
Lineage: Eukaryota; Fungi; Ascomycota; Sordariomycetes; Microascales; Microascaceae
Source: the annotation of a GenBank genome assembly
AUGCGACCAACGACAGGUCUCCGGGUCCCGGCCCGCCGCAACAUCCUCCUCCUCCGGACCGCGCCCCGCCCUCUCUUUACCCUCCGCCACACCCCCGUACCCGCCGCCCUCACCUCGUCACGCCGCGUCUGUGCAUCUCCCAGCCAGAUGUGGUCGCCGUCUUCGCGCCGGCUCUUCUCCGACAACGCCCCGGCUGCGCCGUCCGAGUCCACCUCCGAAUCUAACCCUCGGCGCCCACGCUACAAGGUUGUCAAGCUCGCCGACCGCGAGUACCACGAUAUCGCGGACGAGUAUCUUGACUUGAUACUCACUAGAUACGAGGACAUGGUGGAGGAAAUCGGCGACCUGGACGUUGAGCUGGCUGCUGGCGUAAUGACGGUUUCUGUCCCCAACAUCGGGACCUAUGUCAUCAACAAGCAGCCACCGAACAAGCAGAUUUGGCUCUCCUCGCCCAUCUCUGGCCCUAAACGUUACGACUAUGUCGAAUACACGGAUCCUGAGUCGGGGACCAAGGUCAAAGACUGGGUAUAUAUGAGAGAGAGCACCUCACUACGCGAGCUCCUUCUUACAGAGACAAAGCUUGACCUUGGGGAAUGA